AGAACAUUUUUUGUUUUAAAAUGUCAGCCCCCAUCGAAAUAUAGCUUUGUAUUGAGCCAUGAGAAAAUACCGCUUCGGAGAUCCUAAUCAGAAUAUUUCAAGGCUAUCCAAACCUCGAAACAUUGUAACUUUUAUUGUUGGAUGGAAUUUAAUGGCAUACGCAGUUUAUCAGAUAGUUAAGAAAAAUAAAGGUGAAGAAUGGGAUAAAAUGGGAAACGCACAAAAGUAUCUCAGCUUGACGAAAAAGUCUGAUUCAGAAAGAAUUAUUAGUGAAGUAACACUUGAACCAUCUCAAUAUACAGUUGUGGAGAAGUCUGUACAAGAUUACUUGACGGAAAAAAACUGA
Molecule: messenger RNA, 346 nt
Organism: Dimorphilus gyrociliatus
Lineage: Eukaryota; Metazoa; Annelida; Polychaeta; Dinophilidae
Source: the annotation of a GenBank genome assembly